Symbiodinium pilosum is the source of this 699-nucleotide messenger RNA. NCBI's taxonomy places the organism in Eukaryota, Dinophyceae, Suessiales, Symbiodiniaceae. The record is from the annotation of a GenBank genome assembly.
AUGCCCAGACGUCCUGCGGAGAUCCCGCCAGACGAUGAGUGGUCACAGGAGGCAGCCAAGACCUUUUGGUGGGGCAAUUGGAGGGACCCAAGCAACUGUUUGUUCCCCUGGCUUUAUGCAGAUGGGCAGCCCCGUCCAAAUUAUCCAAUGAAGGAUGAUUGGGGAGUGCAACCAUUUCCUGUUGAUUAUGAUUCCGAGUGGGCGCGGGGACGCCCGCAAUGGGAGGUAUAUUUGGAUGCCUAUGACGCUUGGAAUCGAGAGACUUGCCGGUUGAUCGAGGUGUACAAGCGCAAGGUGGAAGAGCUCGACUAUGAAGAAAGUGUCGAGGUCUACGAAGGAAAGUUCCCCGAUGUGCCUGAAUACCCUGAGGUGCACGCCAGCGUGCUUAUCGCAGCUGCAGAACCGGAUGUUGUCGCUCUUGCGGAUGCCUUGGAAGAUCCAGACAGCGAUCCCAAUUGCAAGGACUGCGGACUAUGGACACCUUUGAUGUAUGCAGCAAUGGCUGGCAGUCUUGAGUGCGUUGAGUAUCUUGUGGACAACGGUGCCGACCUUGAUGCACGCAACAACCUUCAGGACACGGCCUAUGACAUUGCCAUACAGGCAUUUGCCAAGAAGCAGUCUGACCAUCCAGUGUUGCGCUUCCUUUGCCAGGCAGGUGCGCCACGAGGAGCCGGCUGGAGGGCAAGACUGCUGGCAUGA